This is a messenger RNA of Neltuma alba, 1589 nucleotides long. RefSeq names its product RNA polymerase II-associated protein 3. Lineage: Eukaryota; Viridiplantae; Streptophyta; Magnoliopsida; Fabales; Fabaceae. The record is from RefSeq and is a predicted model, not a curated record. The transcript is spliced from 11 exons. The coding region runs from base 153 to 1376 and encodes 407 amino acids. Gene Ontology annotation, molecular function: protein binding.
UUCUCUGAUAGUAGUAUCUUCACUCUCUUUCCCCCAACAGACGCCCGUGAUUCGUCGAUGCCGUUGCCAACGGCGUUUUAUUAUCGCAUCAUACUGUAGUAUUUUCAUUUCUUCCUCGUAUUUUUUCUGCUGAAUUUCGCUACUGCCGGGGCAUGGAUUUCCAGGGAUUCUUAAAUGACUUGCAAGAUUGGGAACUUUCUCGGAAAGACAAAACGCGAAAAAUGAAGUCGCAAGCACUGCAAAAGGAAAAAGUUGCCGGUGGGGGGACUGCAUCAAGAGGAGAAACUUUUUUUACAGAAAGUACUUCAGGGCAUUAUGAUUUCUCAAGAAAUAAAGAUUCUUUUGAUCAUGUCCAUAGUAGUUUCACCGCUGAAGAUGUCCCCAAUGCUGCUUCAGAAAAAGAACUGGGUAAUGAGUACUUCAAGCAGAAGAAGUUUAAGGAAGCUAUUGACUGCUAUUCAAGAAGUAUUGCCUUCUCACCGACAGCUGUGGCAUAUGCAAAUAAAGCAAUGGCCUUUAUCAAAAUCAGAAGAUUUCAACAGGCUGAGGAUGACUGUACAGAGGCCUUAAAUCUAGAUGAUCGUUACAUAAAAGCAUACUCACGUCGAGCAACAGCCAGAAAAGAACUUGGGAAACUUAAAGAAGCAAUGGAGGAUGCUGAGUUUGCUCUGCGCCUGGAACCUGAAAAUCAAGAAAUCAAGAAACAGUAUGCUGAUAUCAAAUCUUUGUAUGAGAAUGAAAUUCUUCAGAAAGCGUCUGGAGCUCUGGGAAGCUCUCUGCAGGUAACUCAAAAACUGGGAGAGUCAGCGACAAAUACUUAUAGGGGAACCGUCCAUCCUGUUCCAAACGUUGCUGAAAAAUCAGGGGCUGCUGACCUUCAAGAUCACACGAAGGGACAUAACAGAAUUAACAAGCAAGAAAUGAAGGCAUCCGUUCAACAUCUUGCUUCACAUGUGGCUUCUCGAGUUAUGGCUGAAGCUGCAAAAAAUAUAACACCGCCAAAUUCAGCUUAUCAGUUUGAGGUCUCGUGGAGAGGGUUUUCAGGUGAUCCUGCCCUGCAGGCUCGUCUGUUAAAGGCCAUAUCUCCUCAAGAUUUACCGAAGAUAUUCAAAAAUGCCUUAUCUUCUGCACUACUAAUGGACAUAAUUAAGUGUGUGGCAUCCUUUUUCACCAGUGAAGAUACAGCUCUGGCUGUCAGUUACAUUGAACACUUGACUAAGGUUUCAAGAUUUGACAUGCUCAUUGUGUGUCUUACAUCAACAGAUAAGCAUGAUCUGCGCAAGAUCUGGGAGGAAGUGUUCUGCAACGAGGCAACUCCAAUGGAGUAUGCAGAGAUUCUUGAUAACCUCCGAUCCAAAUACUGCAUUGAACAUUGACAUUCAUAGUGCAGGAUGGAUGUUAUCUAUAUGGCUGCUAUUUCUACUUGUAAAUCAUCAUGAUAUUAAAAUGUUUGAGCAUCAUUGACUCUUGAGGUUGACAAUUGUAAGCUAUUAGCAAAAGAAAAGGAUCCUCUUGCAAAUCCCAUAUAUUGUUUUAACGUCUUGUUUAAGGAUUCACCAUAUGUUGCGUUUCUUGAUAAUUUUUCUCUG